CAGGUCCCCAUUUCCCGCGCUGUAGUGGGGCACCGACAGACAAUGAGCCCACGUUUGGCCCAGUUUGGUCAGUCGUCGAGCUCCUCGAACAUUGGUACCGAUAUCCCAUAUCUCUCCCACGAAAGAAGGGCAAACGUCCAGGGCCCGGUGGAAUUACAUCGCGACUAGGUCACAAUGGCUCCCCCCGGGCAUCUCUGUCAACCGCUGCGCCAGCUGAGGCACGGCAGUCACCGUCUCCUGGCACGAGCACGGCAAUUUCCACCCUCACGCCUCAUCUCGUCGUCGGCAGUCGCAUCCGCACCGAAGCCGCAGCCGCAAUCGCAAUCCUCAUCCUCCUCGGAUGCUCCUCCUCCUCCCAACAUCCACAACAAUAACAACAACAUCAACAACAACAAUAAUAAUAAUGGCAACAACAACAGCAACCACGCCCGGCCGCCAAAACCAAAGAAGCCCCUCACCCCCGAGCAGCAGGCCUUCCUCUCCUCGGCCCUGCGCGUCAACCAAGCCGGCGAGCUGGCCGCGACGCUCAUCUACACGGCGCAGACCCCGCCCGUGGUGGCGCGCGAGCCGCACCUGCGCCCGCUGAUGCGGCACAUGUACGACCAGGAGGCCGGCCACCUCUCCACCUUCAACGACCUCAUCGCCAAGCACCGCGUGCGGCCCACGGCCCUCUACCCCCUCUGGUCCGUCCUCGCGACCGGCCUGGGGUGGACGACCGGCGUCAUGAGCCGGGAGGCCGCCAUGGCGUGCACCGAGGCGGUCGAGACCGAGAUUGGCGGGCACUACAACGCCCAGAUCCGGAAGCUGCUCGAGAUGGUGAGCGAGUGGGAGGCCGAGGGCUACGACGUCGGGGACGAGUUCCGGGAGCUGAUUGAGACGCUGAGGCGGAUACGGGACGAAGAGCUGGAGCAUCUCGACCACGCCGUCGCGCAUGACGCCAAGAAGGCCGAACCGCACUGGUUGUUGACGGGCAUCAUCCGGGCAGGGUGUCGCGGCGCCAUAUGGGUCAGUGAGCGGGUGUGAUCCAAGAGCGGGAAGUUGAAGAAGAGGGGGGGGGGGGAACUGUUGGGAGUGGGUAGGUGGUGCUGCAUCCGCCCCCGCCCAGGACAGAGAAAGCUGUAUUAAAUCUUGUAUAACUACAACGUGUGCGAUUAAAUAUGUCUGCAACAAAACAAGAGUCGAGAGAAUAGAAAGGGGGCAAAAAAAAAAAAAAGGAAAAAAAAACCAAAGAUGACCUCGCAGAGCUGCUCCAACAAAGGACAAAAGCCGCAGCCAAACGGGC
Messenger RNA from Thermothelomyces thermophilus ATCC 42464, 1282 nucleotides. RefSeq lists its product as uncharacterized. Gene Ontology annotation, molecular function: 3-demethoxyubiquinol 3-hydroxylase activity. The transcript has a single exon. Gene Ontology annotation, biological process: ubiquinone biosynthetic process. Gene Ontology annotation, cellular component: mitochondrial inner membrane. NCBI's taxonomy places the organism in Eukaryota, Fungi, Ascomycota, Sordariomycetes, Sordariales, Chaetomiaceae. Bases 175 to 1023 code for a protein of 282 amino acids. The record is from RefSeq and is a predicted model, not a curated record.